GACUGCGAGCCAGAACGCUAUUUUUCUAGCUCUGCAAUUUUCGAAUGCAGCAAGCUGCCAGGAGCGUGCUGGUGUCAAGUUUCAAGGUGGGAAACGUUGUUUGGCUACUUUAGAAAGCACUUCCGCCCGAGCAACGCCGACGCCGCGUUCAUACGCUGGGCACGCCUGGAGGCAAGCCUAGGCGAGCUACCGCCCGCCAGGCCUAACAAUACCCAAGCCCUAAGAAUCACUUUUCGCCAAGCAUGGAGGUCCAGGUCAACGGAGAGGAGAUGUCUCCUGAGGAAUUCGGUGAAGAUGCCGGUUGGUGCAUGAUCGGCUCCAAAAGCCGGUCCGGCCCCAGCGCAUCGCGGGAUAGACCUAAGAACGAAGCCUACUCCCGCACCGGCGAGGGAGACGGUCGACAACCACCACGACGCUCACGGAACGUAAAACAACAAAUACUCAAGGCCAGCAGAAUGCCGGCUCUACCGAGGAACGACAUCAAGAUCGUCGUUAGACCCAAGGGCGGCCUCAACACCGCAACGAUUGGCGCAGUCAGGAUUGCGUCAGCUAUAUACCGGGCUGCAGGAGUGUCCGAUCAAGACGCCAGCGAAGACACCGUCUGCCCCAACACCCAGCAAAAUAUCGUCGUUAUCAGCACACCCAGCAGCACCAACGCAGAAAAAUACAGGAAGCUCGAGGUCAUCAGGAUCGGCGACCGCCAAUACGAAGUCAACGCCUAUGAAACGGCGCCCGAUCAUACGGCCAAGGGGGUCAUCCGAGGCAUACCACUCGAAGAAGACUCCAGGACAAUUAACUCCAAGAUCGUGAACGACAGGAACCCGACAGCCCUGGCAGCCAAGCGUCUUAGCAACACGACCACAGUCAUCAUCGCCUUCGAAGGCCUAAAAGUGCCCACUCUCGUCAGGUAUGGAGGCACUCUGCUUCGCUGUUCGCUGUACAGGAAGCAGGUCGACAUCUGUCACCAAUGCGGUAGACUGGGGCACCGUAUGGACGUCUGCCCAAAUCCCCAGGACAAGAUCUGCAGGGGCUGCGGUGCCAAGAACCCAGACCCCAAUCACCAGUGCACGCCAAACUGCCGCUUAUGCGGAGGGAAACACCCUACGGCAGACAAAUCCUGCCGAGCAAAAUUCAAGACCCCGUAUAUAGUUAAGAAACGAAGAUGGGAAAGGAAAAGAGCCGAAGCGGAAGCAGAACUCGAGGCGGUCAAGGAAUCCGGAGAAGAUCAAGCCCCCGCCCUGCAAAAGCCAAGAUCCAGAUCCAGAGGCCGGGCCAGGUCCAGAUCGACGUCGGCUACCGGGACCCCUCGUUCCCGCCAGCACAGCCAGUCGAGAAGCAGAGCUCGCAGUCGCACCCCAGGACCGGGCCGAGCCAGGUCCAGAUCCAUCCAGGCCCUCCCAGAAAAGGUUCACGGGAGAUCCAUCGCUGGUGACCGUCAAGCAACUAUAGCAAUGAAACGCUUGCCACAAAGGCGUCUCUCUGCCGGUCCGCUAGACUUCGAAACGGAAAAUUUGGCUAGCCGCUGUACCCAAAAUAAAGAUAGUUCCUAG
This is a messenger RNA of Dermacentor albipictus, 1550 nucleotides long. RefSeq lists its product as uncharacterized. Gene Ontology annotation, molecular function: nucleic acid binding; zinc ion binding. Lineage: Eukaryota; Metazoa; Arthropoda; Arachnida; Ixodida; Ixodidae. The record is from RefSeq and is a predicted model, not a curated record.